UACAGGAUUGGAGGCUGAUCGAAUCAUUGGCGGGGAAAAUAUGUUGGCUUCAUCUGAUGAUAAAUUUUCCAAGAGAGUCUAUAAGUCUGAAUACCGCAAGAAGUUCCGUCCAUUCUCGCAGUACCAAUAUGUGGAUGGCAAGUUCCAUAAGGUGAAGGGCGAUGAGCCGUCGACCGCAGCAGGCGGCGACUCGGCAAACAACUGGUACAAGGAAGUCAUCGAGCUGCGCCGUCAAGCUGGCCAGUAUAGGGCGAGACACGAUAUCGGUGACGUGUGGCGGACAGUCCAGCACCGUGGUUGGGGAGUGGAAACUGCUUCAGAGAGGUUAGCGGAGAUAUACAGUAAGCAAGCAGAAUUAUGGGAACAGGUAUCUCGUAGGUCCUCCCUCCAGGCUCUCUCUCUAGCAUCGGCUACACCCAGCCGGCCGAUCAGUAAGGCAGAGAAGGAGAUAGAGAACUCACGCAGGUCCUCCCCAAUCAAACACGUGAGUACCUCUUCCCGAGAGCGCCCCAGCACAGCGCCUCCAAAGCCCAAGCCUGCCGCCGUGCAUAGCCAGAAGACCGCUGACAAGACCGAUGGAAAGGCCUCAAAAGAGUCCACCCCCCGCCACCACUAUGAGCGCACUACAGGUUCAGCAGAGGAGGGUCUUUUGAUCACUUCGCCUUCACGUGACAAGCUUGAACCAUUCAUCCCCGAUGAUUGGUCCACCCGACGCUCAUCACGAAGGACUCCACCAAUCACAAGUCCCGUCAAAGAUGGCCCCAGCAGACGAAGGUCCAAUCGUGCCUCCUCCGUCGUCAGACCAACCCCCACCAGGGACUGUAGGUCCGCAGUAGGAGGCCGGUCCGUAAGCGUUGGCCCAGAGAACCGCUCGCCGAAGCGCACCUCCCGCCCACCCUCCACCCAUGCCACUGCCCCCGCGACCAAGCCGGAGCGACGCCCACGACCAACGUCCCUCUCCACUAGUGCUCGCCGCAAGGGUACUGACGCUUUGCCCCACCGCCCUUCCUCCCACGAUGAUGGUAGCGUGCCUAAGAAAGCCUCUAAAGCUAAGACUCAUGACCACACUGCUUCGCCUAGGAAGGGUGAGGACAAGAGCAAAGUGGAGAAAAAACAGAUUAGUGAGGAAACUGACUCUAAGAAGGACAAAGAAAAGGAGAUUGUGCCCAAGGAUGGACCCAAGGACAUUGCGAAGGAUGGAGUUAAAGACAGCCCCAAGGAACCCGUUGAGGCUGUGAAGGAGUCCAGCGCAAGGAAGUCGACCCCCGAGCCCAGAUUCGACCCCGAGAAGUACGAACCAGUGGUCAAGACUCCCCCAGAGCCUACCCGAGUCAAGUCACCAGACCAGAUGAUGGUGAAGAGCCCUGACCCGGUCAACUGGACCGUUCCCCUGGAUACCGGCAAGACCUUUACCGUGACGCACAACAUCCCAGAAGGUGAAUCAGCACGUGGAACACCUUCCUCCGAGUACCGCCAUGUGUUGGAGUCACGCACUCGCCAGACACCCGAACCCACCAAGCUGAACCAAGGUUCACUUGCAGGCACUCCUGUGUCUGCCAUUGCCUCUGAAGCCAAGUCCCACACUCAGGAGCCCUUCAAGCCUACCACUGCCACAACCGUAGAUCCUAAGAUUGAAGAAAAGCCAAUUGAUAUAAUAUAUAAGCAAGAGGCAAAACCAACAGAGAUCAUCAAGCAUGCUGAACCAAAACCUGUAGAGACUAAGACCCCAGAAGUGAAACCAGAACAGAAGCCGGAACAGAAGCCAGAACAGAAGCCAGAACAGAAGCCAGAGCAGAAGCCAGAGCAGAAGCCAGAGCAGAAGCCCACAGAAGCCAAGGCCCCAGAACCAAAACCCACUGAAACCAAGGCACCAGAGCCUGUUUCAGCUGAGGUUAAACCAGCUGACACCAAAGUCCCAGAGACUAAGCCAGCUGAUGUGAAGGCACCCGACACAAAGCCUGUAGAACCAAAGGCACCAGAGCCAAAACCAGCUGAAGCCAAGUUGCCACAGACAUUUGAAAAGGAAAAGUCAGAACCACAGCUCUCUGAUAUCAAAGCCUUUGAGCCUAUGAAGAAGGAACAGACCCCUGAGCCAAAGAAGUCAGAGCCUCAGCCCCUCCAGCAGCCGCAGCCUACACCACUGGCCCAGCAACCGCAGGCACCACCAAGUCCAACUGCACCUAAACAGGCUUCCCCUGUGGAAGAUGUUCUUCCUGCUUCAGGUGCGGUUGAUCCUAUGACAAUGUCCAUGUUUGGCUCCCUCAAUGGCAUGAAUGGCAAGAGCUCAGGUACACCAUCUCCUACCAAGCCUGAGGUGCCCCUUCCCUCUGAACCUGCAAAGGAUACCAGUUCAGCUGAAUCAAAGCCUGUUGGUGUCCGCAGUGUCCCCGGCACUAACCUUAGGUGCCUCGACGAUCCUUCCUUCAUGUUUGACAAGCCAUCUGUAGGUACAACUAACUCCCCCAAGACUGGUUCAUACAAGGUACUUGAUGCUCCAACUGAACCACAGCAGCCAAAGAGUGCUGGUUACCGUGUAUUAGAAGCCCCAGGAGGUCCUUCUGAGGUUAAGGAUGCUCCUGAGCAGUCUCCCACAAAGCCAGAGCCCCCUGUUAAGCCUUCACCUUACAGGGUACUUGAAGCUCCUCUUGAUCCCCCAACCAAGCCCAAGGGCUCCCCUUACCGUGUACUGGAGGCCCCAGAUGCCCCUUACUACCCCCAGCCACAGAGUGUAGGUGCAGCACAGGAGUCUAAGCCCCCUUCCCUUGUCUCCCCGUCUUCCGGUAGGACGGUAACUGAUGCACUAGACAAGGCCCGUGCCCGUUUUGAUUCCUUCUGGGGGGGCGCAAAAGAUAAAGAUCCUCCCAGCAAAGUCUAGGUGCCCAAAUCCAAUAGCCAUGUUCCAAUUUCAAGUGAGAUAUCUAUGAAGACAGUUUGCUACAUGAACAGUUACUAAAUUUAUAGGUAACAAUAACUAAUUUUUUGGUGCAUCUUCAUGGAUAUUUCUAAUAAGCCGAAGGAUGAGCUGUUAACAACCAUUCCAUGCAGAUUUUGGUGAUGUAGAAAAUUUAUGCCAUCGUCAAUGACCCCACAUUCAUGCUGGGUUCUUGGUCAACAGCACAUCUUCGGUAUAUGAAAUGUUGAGAAAACCCACAGGCCAUCAAUUCAGCCAGAUGUUUAAUCGCAAUACUCAUACUAUUUUUGUUAGUUGUCAUAGAUGCUAUUUAACUCUUUCUGGACUUCACUCAAGGCUACGCAGUAUAGUAUUUCCUGUGGGUUUUUCUUAUACGAAGCACUUGCUAGUAGGCUAAGAAUGUGAGAUUGUUUAUAAUAUGACCGAUAAGGUCCAUUUUAGUUUCUAUAUGUUUAGCUUUUAUUGAAAAUGUGAGAAUGAAAGGCAAGCCAGAGUCAUGGUGUUUGUAGGGAAUGCCAAGUGUGACCAGAGAUUCAGAUAAUUUAUCUUGUUACAACCAUUCAACUUGUCAUCUGUUUACGGUGGCUCAUUACAUUAUCUCAGAGAACUGGAACACUGCCAGAACUCCCCAAGUGUGAAGUUUUGGAGUGUAAGUGUCAUAUUUGUUGAAAGAAAUGAAAUAUACUGAUGAUGCAACACACUUGUGUAGAACUUUUAAAAAGAUGCUGAUUUACAUUUUGGAUGAACUUGUCUUAAACUUUGAGGAAAUUAUGGGUAUUCUCUGAAAGUUUAACAAAUUAAUAUCAGCAUUGAGUACUGUAUUCUGGACCUUCAGAGUAAAAUGUGUGGCUGAGUUGACAGAUAUUGUUUGAAUGAACAUAUAUUAUGUUAGGAAAUAUUAAAGUAAAACAAAAAAAAUCUGUAUUUACACUUUACAUAUCUAGAAACAGUGUAAUAAAACAGUGAUUUUAGAUAUGAACUCUAUAUAAUAGGAAUAUUGGGUAUAAUGGGUGUGUAUAUAUAUAUAUAUGCAAAUUUACAUUGGCAUGGUUUUAAACUGUGUUAUCAGUUUAUGUUAUUUAUUUAACAAAGGGAUUUAAAGUUGUAUGUGUGGAUAUGAAAGUUGUCUUCUUAGGGUAAAACUCUGCCAAAAUGAUUAAGAGGCUAACUCUCUCCUAGGUCAUGAAGUAUAACCUAGGUCGUGAAGUCUAUCCUAGGGCUUGAAGUCUCUCCUAGGUAGAACGUGAAGUCGUGUCCUAGGGUGCUAUUUCUGCUCCGAGCACUGUCUGUGUCCUAGGGAUAUAUAACUAUAACUUUAGAUGAAGUACUAGAAGGAACUUGGGUCAAACUUGGCAUUUCAUCCUGGCCUUAAUACUAAUGCCUAUACAGGGGAACACUUGGCAUCCGCAAGUCUAGAAUCAAGCUUUUAGUACUCUUGAAAGAUUAUAAAGAUAAACUUUGUAGGAUUUUUGAAAGUGUGAAUCCUAGAAGCCUGGAGUACAGUGGUCCUGAUAUGUGAGAUUUUAGCAGGAAUCUUUAGAGUUGUCUAACAUGAGGAAAUCUUGAAAGGUGCAUUAUUGAUAAUCUAAUUCACUAAACCUUGAUUAAACAUUGUAUUAUAUUCUGUCAUUGUGUAAUUGACGGUUAAAAAAACCCUACUUAAUGAAAUUUCUUUAUCUUCAAAUUUAUACCAAAGAUGAAAGUUACAAAUGAUUCAAUUUUUAUGGCGUGAAGUGUACACUCCUGAGUUGUUCCUCUACUGAAAACUGCCAAGGGUUUGAUUAUAUAGUUUUGAAUGGUAAAGCUAUUUAUAUUGUUAUAAUUAGUAUAGUGUUGGCUAAUUAUUAUACUGGGCAGAUUGGUCUCGGUCUCUGGCAAAUUUCACCAUUAUUGUUUAUGUCCCAUGGUGAUACAUAGUUUUCCUUUUGUCACUUCAUUGUAACAGCUUAUUUUUGUAUUGUUUUGUAGUUCAUUUGUCAUGUUCUUGACUGCAACACAUUCCAUCAAGCAUUAAGGAGUUUUAUAUAUUUUUUAGGUAAUUUAAUUUUCAUUUCUCUAUGUAAAAAAUCAUAUAAAAUCCAUUGUAAGGGUCAGCAAUUUUGAUUUGGGGAUUGUGUUCCUUGCACAUUUUUGUUUCUAAAGAACCUCUCAUAAGAUCUUAACAUGAAUAGAUUUAAGUGCCAACAUAAUUUUUCAAAAUUGCUGAUCCCAGAUCCUAGCUGUGAUUUUGGUAGGUCCCGCAUCCUGUGAUGGUGAAGGGCUAUCAGCUUAGCAGAAAUCCCAACUCUGACUCAAAAUUCACUCUUUAGGCAAGAAAUUUAGUUCCCGUCCUUACUUGUAGUUUCAGCAAAGUUUUGUGAUACUUUUGAUCGAGUAACAACAAUUACUUUAUGAAAACCCAAUUACAUACAACUUUGGCAUUUGUUUUUCUCCCCCUGAAAAGGAAAUGUAGAAAAAAGUAAUUAUUGCUUUUCCUCAUUGGAGCCUUGUUAAUGCUUGGAUAGGGUUUCUAUUCCAUUGCUAAUAAGGGACUUGAACCUUACUGAAGCUCAUAUAAGGGUCAAAUCAGGCUGUCACCAUGGGGCGUCACCAUUCUCCAUCACACGACGCUGUUUACGCUUCUAGUCAAAAUUCUCGCAUAAGUUGCAGGUGUCAGCGUCAGAUCCUGCUUACCCCCCAGACUCAUUUCUAUUGCCAAUGCAGCAAGAUGUAUGGAAUUUAGGACUUUUAUUCCCUUGCCAUAUAUGAGGACAGUGAAAUAUUAAGCUUCUUGAACACUGAUUGAAACCUGCACUUGUGAUGUGCACUUGUAAGAUCUAUUCAAUAUCCUAUGUGGAUUGGUCUUUGAAGGCUGUAUUGUUUAUAGGAACCUUUCCCAUGCUUCUCUUUUACAUUUAAGUUUGAUAUUUUGAAAAGAUGAAUCAGUUUCUGUUCUCUCAUAUAUGAUUUGGGAAUUUAUGGCCAAAUCUGACGAGUUGGGAGAUGAGCAACGUCAUGGCGGGACCCUUAAGUUGUGAAUCUGACCUUACUGUAUGUACCCAUAGCACAGACCUUACAUUAAAUGUACAGCUUCAGA
This is a messenger RNA of Penaeus indicus, 5987 nucleotides long. Its product is annotated as proteoglycan 4-like. Bases 41 to 2875 code for a protein of 944 amino acids. The record is from RefSeq and is a predicted model, not a curated record. The transcript is spliced from 15 exons. NCBI's taxonomy places the organism in Eukaryota, Metazoa, Arthropoda, Malacostraca, Decapoda, Penaeidae. Gene Ontology annotation, molecular function: microtubule binding. Gene Ontology annotation, biological process: negative regulation of centriole replication.